AUGCCGCUGCACUCCACAGUACUAGAUCCCAUCAUCCAUAAUUCGAAUCGCGCACUUGCCAUACUCGAUAUCGCAGCCGUCACAGAUCCUAGGCCACAACUAUAUAUAUCCAUCCACCAUGAAAAUCUUCAGCUUCGUCCUCUCAUUCAUGUUCCUCGGAGCUGCUACCGCAGCGGUCGCUUCAAACUCGAGCAGUCAGAACGGCGACGAAGUUCUACGCAGUAAUUGCGGCCAGCUCUGCACGAGCAAUCAGGACUGUCGCGAUGGAAAAUGCCCCGUAUGCUCUAGUAAAGAUAACGUCUGCAGGCCGUAUGAUGCAUGGUUUUCCAGAGACUGUGGGAAUUAUCGAGAUGAGAUUGAUGACUCGGGGAAGCUCAAAAUUAUAGCGAAGUGGCUUCUUCUGUCAGAUUGCAGCGGAGAAUGACAAAAGGAGGAAAAGCGGAGUGCGAAAGGUGCUACUAUUACUUGG
Molecule: messenger RNA, 469 nt
Organism: Paecilomyces variotii
Lineage: Eukaryota; Fungi; Ascomycota; Eurotiomycetes; Eurotiales; Thermoascaceae
Exons: 2
Coding region: 119-424 (101 amino acids)
Source: RefSeq, a predicted model, not a curated record